Branchiostoma floridae (Florida lancelet) is the source of this 1594-nucleotide messenger RNA. RefSeq names its product protein SSUH2 homolog. Lineage: Eukaryota; Metazoa; Chordata; Leptocardii; Amphioxiformes; Branchiostomatidae. The transcript has 10 exons. The record is from RefSeq and is a predicted model, not a curated record. The coding region runs from base 111 to 1565 and encodes 484 amino acids.
ACGGCACCCAACAAGAACAGCACGCUUUAAUAGAAUCGACCGAUCGUUGGGCUGUGUAUCAAUCACAUUUUGUGUAUCGAAUAGGAUCGAAUUGGCUUUUUUGGGUCACCAUGGAAAUGACUCCUUCUCAACCACAGUCUUCGCCACCAGGAGACCCCGCCUACGCCCCGAGCAACCAAUCACCGACUGCCACGUCAGUUGGUCCCGCCCAACCAGCGUCCAUGCCGCCAGGAGACCCCGCCUACGCACCGGGCAACCAAUCACCGGUUGCCCCGUCAGUUGAUCCUGACCAACCACAACCGUUCGGGACUACAGCGCCUGUAUAUCCCCCGCCAGGUGGCCAAUCACAACCCUUCUCUCCACCUGACCCCGCCUACCCACCUGGAACCAACCAAUCACAGCCCGUCUCUACACCACCUGACCCCGCCUACCCGCCAGGAAUCGGCCAAUCACAACCCGCCGGACCAGGAGGUCCAAUUUACCCGCCUGGGCAGCAGGCCUACCCCCAGCCCCCACCCCCGGGGACCCCUACGUUCGCCCCAGGACCCGGGUACGCCCCGCCCUCGAUGCCUGCUGGCCCUGGAGCAGAUGGGUACCCGCAAGUUCAGGAAGCUGAUAUCAAAAGCUAUGAGCACGUGACCGAAGACGAGGCCCGUGAGCUCUUUACCGAGCACGUGUCGCAGCAGGCGUGUUGGAGCUCUAAACCCGCGAAGGAGUUCGAGUCCUUCGAUUCUCUCACGCAUAGCAACGCCUAUCACUACACGUUGGAAACUUUUAGUGAGAAAAGAUGGACAGAAUCGGCAUUUGAACCUUUCACUGGCCAGUGUGUUGACAGCACGGAAUAUGGCACCCCUCCCGGGAAUUGGGAAGUUCCACAGAAACCGCCGGCUCUGUUCCAGGAAGAGACCCGGAGUGUGGAGUUGCCGCACACUGCGUCAGUCAGGCCUUGCCACAUUGGCUGUGACGGCACCGGCAAACAGAAGUGCUCCGAGUGUGACAGCAGUGGCCAAGUGGUGUGCCCAAGAUGCAACGGGACCCGAGUGAUAGACGGAGGUGACCAAACCGGCCCUUGUCAUCUCCCUUGUUACCAGUGCGAACACCAGGGCUUCGUCAAGUGCCGGGACUGUAAAGGCACUGGAUUGGGAAACUGCGACACCUGCCAAGGACAUGGUCAGCUCAAGCACUACCAGCAGCUCAACAUUGAGUGGAAAACCCACGUGAGUGAGCAUAUCGUGGAGCGGUCGUCUCUUCCUGACGAACUGAUGAAAGGCGUGACGGGGAAGGAAAUCAUCAAGGACGAGCGCUUCAGGGUGUAUCCGAUUGGUAACGUGGACAAGGAGAUCAUAGAACAUUCUCAACGACUGGUCCAAGAGCACAACACUGCGCACACUAGUCCUGACGAGAGAAUCCACAUGCAGCGCCACGCUGUUGUGACGAAACCGGUUGCCGAGGCGACAUACACGUGGAAUGGAACAGCCUACACCUUCUACAUCUACGGCUCUGAGAAGCGCGUCUUCGUGCCCGACUAUGCUGAUACGUGCUGCUGGGGCUGUUCCAUUCUCUAACUGUACCCCCUCAGUUAUUCAUCAUUUAA